This is a messenger RNA of Camellia sinensis, 711 nucleotides long. Lineage: Eukaryota; Viridiplantae; Streptophyta; Magnoliopsida; Ericales; Theaceae. The record is from RefSeq and is a predicted model, not a curated record.
AUGGGUGUUAGUGGAUUGGUGUUAUCUUAUCUGCAAUUUGCAGAUGAUUCUAUACUCUUUUGUGAAGCAAAAGAGGAGGAAGUGAGUAACAUUAAGAGGGUUUUAAGAUGCUUUGAAUUGAUUUCUAGACUAAAAAUAAAUUAUCAUAAGAUUCAGGUGUAUGAAGUAGGUGUACCAGAGGAGACUCUCUCAAUUUUUAACUCGAAACUAAAUUGCAGGUCCAAGUCUUUAACUACGAAGUAUAUGGGGCUGCCAUUAGGGGCUAAUCCAAACAGAAAGGCAACUUGGAAGCCAGUCUUAGACAAAGUCAGAAACAAACUAGCAGGGUGGAAAAUAAAGUUGUUAUCAUUUGCAGAAAGGCUCACUCUAAUUAAGACUGUAACCUCUGCCCUGCCAAUGUACUAUUUAUCUUUAUUUAGAAAGCCUGAAAGGGUAGCAAGAGAAUUAGAGAAACUGCAAGCUUCAUUCCUAUGCGGUGGGUCUAAGACAAAAAGGUUAAUUCACCUGGUUAGAUGGGAUGAACUAACAAAGACUGUGAAACAAGGAGGGUUAGAUGAAUUCCCUACCCUUUAUAGACUAGUUGUGGAGAAUGAGGAAUCUUUGAGAUUGUUACAUGAGAGGAAGGUGGUUUCAAGGACUGAGAUUUUUAGUUUAGAAGAAGGUUGUAUGAAUGGUAAGAGCGGGAAGUUAAUAGACUCAAGGAUUUCCUAG